Condylostylus longicornis is the source of this 2270-nucleotide messenger RNA. RefSeq names its product conserved oligomeric Golgi complex subunit 2 (gene Cog2). Gene Ontology annotation, biological process: intra-Golgi vesicle-mediated transport; protein transport; Golgi organization. The coding region runs from base 75 to 2090 and encodes 671 amino acids. Lineage: Eukaryota; Metazoa; Arthropoda; Insecta; Diptera; Dolichopodidae. The transcript is spliced from 4 exons. The record is from RefSeq and is a predicted model, not a curated record. Gene Ontology annotation, cellular component: COG complex; membrane.
GGAAGAUUUAUUUCUUCGUAAAUUUAAUACAAAAUUUUAAUUUAGAAAUUUAAGAACUACUUUGCGCAAUAAAAAUGGAUUUUGCCGAAGAAUUUAAAAACAUAAAUGUUGUUUUUAACCCCAAUGAAUUUAUGAAGGAAUCAUUUUCUGUCGAUUGUUUUUUGUCAACAAUUAAAUGUUGUGAGCUGGAAAAAGUCAGAGAAGACUUAGGUUUGCUUCUGCAAUUGCUAAAACGAUCCAUGAUUAAAUUAAUAAAUGCUGACUAUCAAGACUUCAUACUUCUUUCUACAAAUUUAAAAGAUCUUAAAACAACAGUUAAAAAUUUAGAGGUACCAUUUUUUUUACUGAAAACGAAAAUUGAUAAUAUGAAGAAUAUUAUGAAACAACAUAUUGAAUUUAUUGAAAAACUUAUUAGCGAGAGGUGUAUGUUGAAAAUUCUUCGUAAAAAAUUAUUUUCAUUGCAAAACUUAAAAAAUUACACAAACUACUUUAAAGAAAUUAAUGAAAUCGAUAGAUUUAGCCGGUUCCUUCAUUUAAUGUAUUUAAGUAAACAUAAAAUCAAUGAUUUUGAUGAUUGGGAACAUAAUAAGGAGAUUGCACUAGUUAACAAUUCAGUCAAAGAAAAAUUGGAGAGUCGUUUUUAUGAUUGCGUUAAACAAAAUCAACAACAAGAUUUAUAUAAAAUUUUAUUAACAUGCUCCGUUAUUGAUAACAUUUCGUUAGUAGAAAAUGUUUUUAGAAAAAAGAUUGUUAAACAAUUUGUUGAAGAAGAAGUUUCUUCAUUAAUUGAAAAUAAAAUAUCGAAACAAUCUUUGUCAAAUUUUUAUAAAAAUGUGUUGGAUUUUAUUCCUAUACACAUGAAAAAUUUACUUUUUCUUACAAUUUACAACAAAAGGAUUGAAGAAACUGAUUUUCUAAUAAAUAGUUUGUGGACUGAAAUUGAAGAGCAACUUCGAGACAAUUUACCAUUAAUUUUUUCACCUGGUAACCCAGAACUUUUCAUUUCUAGGCUGGAAUCAACAGAAAUAUUUCUAAACAAAUUUGAAAAAUUAUUUGGCAAUAAGGAGUGUGUCAUUAAAUUUAGAUCAAAUCAAAAUACAAAAAAUUUCUUGCAGUGUUGGAAUUUAACUGUUUAUUUUCAAAUUCGAUUUCAAGAAAUUUUGUAUGAUUUAGAAGCGGUUGCUGAAACUAGUCAAACAGAUUAUGAAAAUAAUACUGGUGCAAGUGAAUUUAAAUUAACUUUUACGGAAAAAGCAAAUAAAGCCAUAAAUAAAUGUUGGUCAAAUGGAAUCUAUAAUAAAAAGUUAUUCACUAAAUUUUUAAAAUUAUCUCUGCAAAUAUUAUCUAGAGUAAAUAUAUGGGCACGCAACAUAUUGGAUUCCAAUAAAUCGAAAAAUUUUCCUAUCGAUUUGAUUGUAUUAAUUUAUGGAGACAUUAGUUUAAUAACUGAAAAAAUCCCAAUAUAUACCCAAGUAUCUAAAAGUAAGUUGCCUAAAGAGAUAUCUAACUCUGCCUACUUGUGUGAAAGUUGCUUUGAGCAUUCAACAACAAUGUUUAAAAAUCUCAAGAAUCUAAUAGAAGAAAAAGUGGCUGCAUUUUUAAUAAAUCAGAGUAGCGUUCAUUUGAAAUUCGUUGCUGACUUAACCAGAAUGUACCGAAAAACUAAUCGCGAUGUACCAAAUGAUAAAAGUAUUUACGUACACAAUAUGACCAAACCAUUUGAAUCCUUCAAACAGAAAUAUUCAAAAUCAUUUACUGACAAAAAAUUAAAAGAAAUUUUCAAGACUUGUUUUCAAGAAAUUACCAAAGAUUAUUUUAAUUGUGUAAGUGAUAUAUUAUUGUCUAUUAAAAGAACAGAGGAAUCGUUGAAGAGAUUAAAAAAUAUUCGAUCGAAAACGAUGAAUAGUACUGACUCAGUUCAAGAAACAACUUUUGUUGGAGAUGAUGAUAAAAUCCGAAUUCAAUUAAGAAUAGAUGUUCUAUAUUGGGUAGCUAGUAUACAAAAAGCUAUAGGGAAAGAAGAUGUCCCCAAUCUUCAAGAGUUUAUUGCGUUAGUUGAGAUACCCUCACUUGUAACUGCGAACAUUUAAAUAUACAAAAGUCUGCAAUUCAUUUGAUAACGAUAUAGAGAAUCCUUUUCUUCAAUUGGAUGAUGUUGCUGUAGUGAGCUAAAUUGAUUUGUAAGCGUUGAGCCUAGUUUUAAACUCAUGACCGGACAAUGUGAAGCAUAAUUUUGUAUUAAAAGAGGGGCAUAAUUCCGCAAAUAUGAA